This is a messenger RNA of Candoia aspera, 5605 nucleotides long. RefSeq names its product complement C5 (gene C5). The record is from RefSeq and is a predicted model, not a curated record. NCBI's taxonomy places the organism in Eukaryota, Metazoa, Chordata, Lepidosauria, Squamata, Candoiidae. Bases 92 to 5140 code for a protein of 1682 amino acids. Gene Ontology annotation, cellular component: extracellular region. The transcript has 41 exons. Gene Ontology annotation, molecular function: protein binding; endopeptidase inhibitor activity.
AUGAUUAACUUCUAGAUCAAUUUGCUCAAAAAUUUCAUCGGUGGACUUAAACAAGGACAUUCAGAGGUUGGUUCCCCCAGCCUGCACAAUCAUGAUUCAUCUAGGCAUUUUUUUAUUUCUGAUCCUUUAUGGAAGAGGUUUGGCUCAAGACCAAACAUACGUCAUUUCAGCCCCAAAAUUUAUCAGUGUUGGAGCCUCUGAACAAGUAGUAAUUCAAGCCUAUGGAUAUACCCAAGAAUUCUCUGUUACAAUCUCUAUCAAAAGCUAUCCGGAUAAAAAAAUUACUUAUGCCUUUGGGACUGCACAGCUGACCCCAGCUAAUAAUUUCCAAGGGUCUGUAACUUUAACGGUUCAUCCAAAGGAUUUAAGAACCACAGAUCCACAGAAACCAGUAGAAUUUGUAUUUCUUGAGGGGACUUCAGCCCAUUUUACAAGACAGAAGAAAAUGCUCCUUACUUAUGAUAAUGGAUUUUUAUUCAUUCAGACUGACAAGCCUAUUUACACCCCUGAUCAAUCAGUCAAAGUCCGAGUCUACUCCUUGAACGAAGAAUUGAGGCCAGCACGGCGUUCAGCUGUCUUAACUUUUGUGGACCCAGAUGGAGUAGAAGUGGAUAUUAUACAUGAAGAAGAUGCCACAGGAAUUGUCUCGUUUCCUGAAUUCAAAAUUCCUCCAUACCCUAAGUAUGGCACUUGGACGAUUCAAGCCAAGUAUGAGAAAGAAUUCACAACCUCUGCGGCAGCAAAAUUUCAAGUUAAAGAAUACGCAAUGCCAAGGUUUUCUGUCGAAAUUAUUCCAGAAAGCAGCUUUAUUAGCUCAAAGCAUUUUGAACGUUUCAAGAUUGCUAUCCAUGCUCGGUAUUUUUACAAGAAGAAAUUGAGUGAAGCAGAGGUUUAUGUCCGUUUUGGAAUCAUUGAAGGAACGACAAAAACGAUGUUACCCAAAUCAUUGCGUCUCGUUGAGAUGGAGGAUGGCGUUGCAGAGCUUUAUUUGAAUAGCGAACUAGCUAUCCGUGAAAUGGGAUACACAGACCUCGCAGAUGUUGAUGGUGCCACACUUUAUAUUGCCGCUUCGGUACUGGAAACAAGAGGUGGCCACAGUGAGGAAAGUGAAUUAACAACUAUUAAAUAUUCCUUGUCUCCUUACAAGUUGGAUUUGAUUGCCACUCCUCUUUUUGUGAAGCCUGGGCUUCCUUAUUUUAUUAAGGUGCGGGUGAGAGAUGCAUUGGGUGAAUUGAUUGGAAAUGUGCCAGUUGUUCUUACUGCUACUGCCUUGAAUGACCAAAUGAAGGAGACCAAAUUAAUUCCAGAAGGCUCAGAGUCUGGGCGCAGCAUAACAAGUCCAAAUGAUGGAACAAGUAUAUUUUCAGUUAACGUUCCUCCUAACAGCAAAAUAUUGGAGUUCAAAGUAACAACGGCAGAUACUUUUUUACUAGAAGAGAGCCAGGCCAGUGAAACCUAUGAGGCAAAAUCCUAUUUUUCUCUCAGUGGAAGCUAUCUAUAUAUUAACUGGGCUUCAGACCACAGAGUUCUACAGGUUGGAGAGAGUGUGCAGAUCAAAGUACACCCAGCAAGCCACUACAUUGAUAAAAUACUUCACUACAGCUAUCUGAUCACAUCCAAAGGGAAAAUAGUAAAAUAUGGGAUUCAGGAGAAGAUCAAAGACUUCUCUUAUCAAAGUCUGACACUGCAUAUAACUAAAGAGAUGGUUCCUUCAGCCCGUCUUCUUGUCUAUUACAUAGUUACAGGAGAAGGAACUGCAGAGUUGGUGGCUGAUUCAGUCUGGUUAAAUGUACAACAAAAAUGUGGGAACAGCCUUGAAGUCAACAUCCUGAAAAAUGGAAGAUCUUACCAACCUGGAGAAGCUGUGUCACUUUCCAUGACAUCUGAGUUUGAGUCUCUUGUUGCUCUGUCAGCCAUGGACAAAGCAAUUUAUGGAGUUGCAGGAACAAAACAGAAAUCUAUGGAAAAAGCUCUUCUUAAACUGGAAAAAAGUGACCUUGGCUGUGGGGCUGGGGGAGGAGAAAACAACGUGGAUGUGUUCCGGAUGGCCGGCCUCACCUUUCUCACCAAUGCCAAUGCCGAUGACUCCAGAGAAAAAGAUGAAGCUUGCACGGCGAUCAUCAGAGCAGCCCGCGCCAUCAGCAAUGAAGUUGCAAAACUAGUUGGCCAGUAUAAAUCGCCGGAACUUCAGAAGUGCUGUCGGUUUGGAGCAGAACCUUACCCCUUCCCGCAGACGUGCCAACAGAGAAUCAGCCGUAUUAAGGGUUCGCCGAGAUGCAUUCAUGUUUUCCGGACUUGCUGCGAACAUGCAUUUAAGAUGAGACUUAAUGAAACACACAAACAUUUAUUACUGGCAAGGAAUGCCUUCAAUGCUCUGUUAGAUGUGGCUCCACAGGUCCGAAGUUUUUUCCCAGAAAGCUGGCUUUGGGAAGUCCAUCCAGUUCAACGCUUCAAGACCCUUCCUGUCACCUUGCCUGAUUCUCUCACUACCUGGGAAAUACAAGGUGUUAGCAUUUCUGAUCAAGGAAUCUGUGUGGCUGAUACACUAGAAGUGCAAGUCAUAAAAGAUAUCUUCCUGAACGUCCAUAUUCCUUACUCUGUUGUCCGUGGAGAGCAAAUAGAAUUAAAAGCAACCAUUUACAAUUAUAAAAGAUCAGCAGCCAAGUUUUGCCUGAAGAUCAGUGUGCAAAAGGGGAUCUGCCUCUUUGGAUCUUCCGUCACCCAAAAGGAUGGUUCACAGGGAAACACCUGUUCUCGCCUGAAGGAUAUCCAGAGCACUUCUAUUGUCGUAGAAACAUUUAAGGUUCUUCCUCUUGAGUUGGGCCUCCUCAGCGUCAACUUCACGCUUCAGAGCAACAUAGGCCGUGAAAUUCUCGUGAAGGCAUUAAGAGUUGUGCCUGAAGGUAUUCGAAAGGAAAUUUAUGAAGGUCACGUGCUGGAUCCACAAGGUGUUUAUGGCACAGUGGUGAGGCAGCAAGAGUUUUAUCACAGGGUACCAGCCUACAUUGUCCCCAAGACAAGAUUCGAAAAGAUUCUCAGUGUGAAAGGAAUCCUUCUGGGUGAAGUGAUCAAUGCUGCUGUUAAACCAGAUGCGCUGAAAUUACUUGCUGACCUCCCCCGAGGGAGUGCAGAAACAGAAUUGAUGAACAUUGUCCCAGUGUUUUAUGUGUAUGAUUACCUGGAAAGGACAAAGUCCUGGGACAUCUUUGGCGAGGGAAGUCUCAAACCCCAAAUUACCAUGUCAAGGAAGAUGAAACAAGGAGUCAUCAGUGUCCUGUCUUUUCAAAAGCCAGACUUCUCUUACAGCAUGUGGAAGGAUGGAGAAGCCAGUACGUGGCUUACAGCGUUCGCCCUAAGGAUUUUUGGACAAGUUCGGCGAUAUGUGCCUCAUCAAUUAACUUCGGUGUGUGACUCUCUGAGAUGGAUGAUUGAUAUCUGUCAAAUGGAUGAUGGAUCUUUCAGGGAAGUCUCAGAUUACAAGCCAGUAACGCUACAGGGGACAUUACGUGAUCAGCAGAAAGAAAACAGUCUGUAUCUCACAGCCUUCUCCUUGAUUGCCUUUGAAAAAAACAGGGACCCGUGCCCCUUCCAGAAAUAUGAAGAUGCUAAAAACAGAGCUGUCACUUAUUUGUUGGAAAACAUCGAAUCCUCACAGAACACCUUUGUCUUGGCCAUAGUGACCUAUGCACUAACUCUAGCAAAGGUCAACCAGCCUGCCGCUCAUUCAGCCUACACUCGGUUAAAAAAUGAAGCACUGGUGAAAGAGAACCCCCAAAUGUACCGUUUCUGGAAAGAGACUCCCAUCAAAUUUGAUGCAAGCAUUCCUUCUGAGAGUAACGCCAAGAUGGUUGAAACCACUGCCUAUGCCUUGCUUUCCAUUUUGCUGAAAGGAGAUCAAAAUUAUGCCAAUCCAGUCAUGAGAUGGUUGACAGAAGAGCAGAGAUUUGGGGGUGGAUUUUAUUCUACACAGGAUACUGUUAGUGCUUUGGAAUGCCUGACAGAAUAUUCCAUCCUCAUUAAACGGCUUUCUCUGGACAUCAACGUCAAAGCGGCUUACAAGUUUCACGGGGAUUUUCAGGAGUACAAGCUCACAAGAAGCAAUUACAUUGGCAGGGCUGUGGAAGCUCCCUUGAAUGAAGGUAUAGGAGUACGCACAGGGAGCAACACUGGAUUAGCAUUCGUGAAUCUGAGGAGCGUAUAUUAUAAGAGCACUGUCUCUGAGGAUGCUUGUGACUUCCAGCUGAAGAUUGAUGUCACACGAGAUGAAAAGAAGUACUACCUGCUCUUCAACGAAGUCCGACUGUUGGUCGCCUGUGCAAAGUACAAACCUCGUAAGAGGACACCACAAUUUUCUUCUCCCCAUGCAGUGAUAGAUAUCUCUAUUCCCAGUGGGCUGGAAGCAAAUACAGAGGACCUGUCUGUUCUUUCAAAUAAUGUUGACCAGCUGAUUUCAGGAUAUGAAAUAACACCAGAUGGACACGUGGUAAUGCAGGUAGAUUCGAUUCCCGGAAAUAAUUUCCUGUGCGUUGGUUUCCGAAUGACUGAAAUUUACCGGGUUGGAAUGCCAAGUCCAGGAACCUUCUCUGUGUAUGACUAUCACAACCCUGAUAAACGAUGCACGAUCUUUUAUAAUGCUUAUGGAGAAGAGUCACUUGUUAAACUAUGUGAAGGCAGUGAAUGCAAAUGUAUGGAAGUGGAAUGUGGACAUAUGCAGCCCAGACUGGACAACUCUAUAACUUUUGAUACCCGGAAAGAGGCAGCUUGCCAGGAGAACAUUGCCUAUGUGUACAAAGUGAUUAUCAAAUCCUCCAAAGAAGAAGGAAGCUUUGUUAAAUACAAUGCAGUCCUUCUGGAACCCUAUAAACUAGGGGUGACUUUUGCCAAGAAGAAUGCCGAAAUCAUCUUUGUUAAAAAGAGCUCCUGUACGACUAUUCAGUUCAAUCCAGAGGAGAAUUACUUGAUCAUGGGAAAAGAGGCCUUGAAGACAGGAGAGGGCGCCCUUGCCAAAUACCAGUAUCCUUUGGAUGACAUGACAUGGAUUGAGUGGUGGCCUUCCUCAGAUACAGCAUGUGAUGGUUGCCAAGACUUUAGACAAUCAUUGGAUGAAUUUGGCGAUGAUCUCUUUAUCAGUGGUUGUUAAACGGUUGAAAAGUCCCGCAAAAGGUCUUAGGCUUCCUGAAAUCGGCAUUUUUGACAAUUUGUUAUGGACGUCCAUGGGGAUCUUAGGCACAUAGGAAUAUGAUCAUGCUUUAGCUUAUCCUAAACCUCCCUUUCUGCAUUGGCAGGCAGAGAACAUAUACCUCAAAGGGUUUGUUUUCUUUUUUCAUUCCCAGAUCCCUUUUUCUUUCCCAUUUGUUUGUUCUCUGCUUUCAUUCCAAGUUUGGGGCACUUAGAUGAAAUAGGUGCAGGAGGUGAGGAAGAGAUCAGAAGGCAGGAAGAACGGGUACGCCUCAAAAAAGUGGUACCUAGAAACUGUGUAUAUCGUAUUAGACACUGUAUUGACCAAAUGGAGAUUUGGAAGACGAGAAACCAACCCCAAACUCACCUUUCUGUUUUGUUUUGUUUUGUUUUGUCACCAGUUUCAAAUAAAAGUUAAGAUAUUUCA